Drosophila hydei is the source of this 1976-nucleotide messenger RNA. RefSeq names its product RING1 and YY1-binding protein A (gene RYBP). Bases 301 to 753 code for a protein of 150 amino acids. Gene Ontology annotation, cellular component: nucleus. The transcript has 2 exons. Lineage: Eukaryota; Metazoa; Arthropoda; Insecta; Diptera; Drosophilidae. Gene Ontology annotation, biological process: positive regulation of DNA-templated transcription. Gene Ontology annotation, molecular function: transcription coregulator activity; DNA binding. The record is from RefSeq and is a predicted model, not a curated record.
UCACAUACGGCAACUCCGCAACAAUUUUCUAUUUGGCCAGAAGACAAUUGCAGAAAGUUUUUCAACCGAAAAAGAAUUAACAACAAUAACAAUAAUUCGGAAAUUGCACAUUAAUGGAGUAAUUAAGCAUUGAAAUUCUGCACAAUUGGCAAGCGAGCAGCGCUGCAGUGAACGUUUGCGAGCAAUUUCUGCCACAGCAGCCACAACAACAGCCGCAGCAGCAGCAGCAGGAACAACAACAUUUGCAAAAAUUUCGGCCAGCUGCAUUUGUCAUCUACACUUGGCAAGCGUUAAAUUAUUAUGGACAAAAAAUCAUCGCCCGUGCGACGACAAAAGCGCCAAGCGAAAGUAAUCGAGGAGAACUUCUGGGACUGCAGCGUCUGCACGUACAGGAACUCGGCGGAGGCGUUCAAGUGUCGCAUGUGUGACGUGAGAAAAGGCACCUCGACGCGUAAACCGCGCUUAAACUCUGCGCUAGUCGCUCAGCAGGCGGCCACAUUGCCAGGCGCUAGUGGGAACAUGCCCAAUGGGAAGCCGGCGUCAAGUUCGCGACAUGGCAGCGGGCAUGAUAGGCAGCGACACAAACGUUAUCCAGCCCGUUUGAAGAACGUUGAUCGAUCGACGGCGCAAACCCGCGAGGUGACCGUCAAUUCGGUUACGGUUUUCAUCACAGAAUACAAGGCCAAGCCGGUGAGCAGUCGGCGGGAGUCGAGCGAACAGAGCUUCAGUGAGAGCAACGAUAGCCGGAGUUAGGUUCUAUUUAUAUAAGCACGCAAUUUGUGUUUUACCCCAAUUACAAAACUUUUAUUUAUCUUCAUGUAUGCAAAUAUGUAUAUGUAUAGAUAUUCGUUGUCGGCGUGCAGCCACAAUUCCUCUUCCCACACACACACACACACACACAUAUACACAAAUCCAAUGUCUUAGUGUACAACAAAAAAUUUGUAAAUUCUAAUAUUAGGCCUAAGUACAAUUGUAAAUCUAUAUAGCCUGUUCUCUAAGUUAGCAAGUAUUAAGCGAUAUUCAUGUUCUCUAUUACAAGCAGCAGCCACAGCAUCCAACGAUGAUGGUGAUGAUGAUGAUGAUGAUGAUGAUGUUAAUUAUCCAUGCAUAAGAACUUCCACUUGUAUUUGGCUUUUCAUAGCUGAUGACUGCAUUUACAAACUGAUGCUGUGGCUCGGCUGAAACAAUGUGAAAUCGAGAACCUUGUAUAUAUAGACAAAAACACAUACACAAACACAACUGUCUCGUAUUGUAAUAUUUGAUUCCUAAUUUAUUGAUUUGUAAGCGCAUCAUAUACAUACACACACACAUAUAUAUAUUUGUAUGCUCUACAAAUCUAUUGUUUAUAAGUGUCAAAUUAAAAACAAAAUAUAAUUUGAUUAAGUGCAAGUGCGAAAAUGUUCUCUAUGUAAACAACUCAACUACCCAUUGAAUGGGCAGACAAAGCGACGUCGCUCUAUAUACAUACACACACAUAUAUAUAUAUAUAGUAAUGUGAAUACCUGAUUCUCAAAUUCUCUGUACUAUAUGUAGGUUGCAGCCAGAUCGAAUAACCAAGUUCAGCGCGUCUCCAUUAAAUGGUUUGUGUUUCCAUUCAACUUGUUAUGUAUUAUUAAUCUAUACUAACAAUAACAAUAACAACAACAAGCCUAUAUUUUUUACCGCUGCAUGACAACGAAAUAAGUGAAUAAUAUUUAGUGAAUUUGCUAAUUUAAAUCAAUGAUUGUUUUUGAAUUUUGUUCUUUUUGUAUACAAGACUGAUUAAGCGAAUACCUAAAGACCAUAUACAUGCGUGCAUAUAUAGCAUGCUGUAUAUGUAUGUGUAUAACGAUAGCCCGCACCGUUUCACAGUUCAGUUGGAAUACAUAAACAAUAGUUGCAAUAAUAAUAAUAACAACAACAAUUUCUUUUUAUACCAGCCAAAGUUUACAAGCUUGGUCACACAAAUAUAUACACUCUAAUAUAUAUACAAUAUA